CCUUUCCGCGCCCGCCGUCGUCCUUUCCCCCGGAUCCCCCCCUCCCUCCCUAACGGCCCACCUUGCGUCGGACAUGGCCACUCGCCGGCUCCUGCCCGUCGGCAGCGGACCGUCUGCCCUGGGACGGCUGUUGACCUGCUCAUUGGGUCACUCUCGACCGACGGCACUGUUCUCCGGGUCUCCCCUUGUGCGGUCCUUCGCCACGGGUGCCGCUCCAAUGGUCGAUGCUGCGCCCGCCGCCGAGGCUGCCCUUCCAGGGUCAGCCGACGCCGCUUCUCCCCCGGUGGCCCGGGCAAAGAAGCCGGCCAAGCCCCCGAAGCCGGUUCCUGUCAAGAUCACCCUGCGCGAUGAGGACCUCCAGGAGCAGUUUGUUCGGGGCUUCGGCAACGGCGGCCAGAAGGUCAACAAGACGUCCAGCUGUGUGAUUCUGUCGCACGCGCCGACCGGCAUUGUCGUCAAGUGCCAGAAGACCCGGUCCCGGGAGCAGAAUCGCAAGGAGGCUCGGAAGAUCCUGAUCGGCCUUCUGGACCAGCGGAUCAACGGAGACCUCUCCAAGCAGGCGCGCAAAAUGGACAAGAUUCGGCGGCGGAAGAGCCGCGCCGACCGCCGGUCCCGCGCCAAGUACGACACCGCCACCGCGGCCGCCGGAACGGCCGCCGGGCAGGCCGCCUCGGUCUCCGACGCCCGAGACCAUGACAGUGAUGACGAUGGCGGGGAGGAGGAGUACUCGGACACGGAGUUCGACUCCGACUUCGACUCCGACUCCGACUCCGCCUCGGGCCCUGACAGCGAUGCUGAACGGGCGGAUGGCAGGUCAUCCGGGCCGAUGAUCCGGACCCCCGGCGCGGCAUUUGCCCCUUCCGCUCCUGUGUUGUUUUCGCACCCGCCGCCGGACCGGCAGGACUCGGCCAUCACCUCGGGUCUGGCCCAGAGCCCAAGCGAGCAAGCCGAUGCCUCGGACUCCGAGGUGCCCUGGGAUGCGCACAUUCCCUGGGACGCGCACCUUUACUGGGAUGCCAAUGUCGAGACCCUCGCGGGCUCUCCUCCUGGGCCGACACCAUCCGCGGCCGACCAGACACCGGUGCCUGUGGAGGGGUCUGGCAAACCGCUCGACAUGGUGCCGGAGAUGCUGCACUCCAUUUUGGGCGAGGCGGCCAGCCGGGAUAUCCCCGAGCAGGACUUCAACCUGGCGGACUUCCUGUCCGAGGAGGACCGCUUGCAGCUGGCCCAGCUGCAGGCGCGCGAGGACCAGGACAAGAAGGCCAUCCAAGAGUUGUCAUCUUUGUCUGACAGUCCGGAGGCCCUCCUCCAGGAAGCCAUGCUCCAGGUAAGCCAGAUAUAUGCCUCGCAGCUGGCUGCUGCCCACAGCUUGGUCGAGGUUCUGCGUGAGGCUCUGGCCCCCCUGGACACAGGCAUUGCCCCAACCCCGGCGGCCGAGGAUGUCGAGGCGCCCAUCUCGCUGGAUCUGCUGAUGGAAAUCCUUGCCCUGGUGGAGCUGAUGGACUCGCCUGCCCGGGCGGCGGAGCUGCAUUUGGCGAACCAGCGCGGGCGACGGACCUCUUCCUUGCCGAAUAUCGAGCUCCCCCGGGACCUGUCUCCGGAGGAGCAGGAGUUGGUGGUGCUCCUGCCGGUCAUCCAUGACACGCUGGUGGAGCGGGUCGCCGAGAGGCUGGAUGCCGGUGCCGGGAGGAACUACUCCGGCGAGGAGCUUCGACAGCUCUCGGAAAGCUUGGACUGGGAGCGAGGCGAGCGGGCCCGGCGUCUUGAAGCCCAGCGCCAGAAGGAGCAGGCCGCCCUGCAGGAGAAGGAGCGCCGGGCAAAGGAGGCCUCCGAACGGUCGCGCAGAGGGCCGCCUGUCCGUGGCGCCAGGCGUCUGGACCGGAAUCAGCACACGGCUCUGGAGGCUGCGAAGCCGGGCCCCAGCCCCCAUGGCGUCUCACCGGAGGUGCUGGACAUCCUGUCGGGUGCAAUGCGCGGCGGCGCCGGUGGUCGAAUGGGCAACUGGCCCGGGCUGCCUCCUGGCAUGACGGCGGUCAUGCCCCCGCCCGCUCCUCAGAUGCCGCCGUCCAGUCCCUUGACCGGCCCUCCGCGGUCGGCCUCCAACCGGCAAAUGGUCGACAAUUUGCUGCAGCAGGCGCGAACCCUGCACCAGGUUGGGAAGGGCGGCCAGCGUGGCGGCGCCAGCGGCGGCAUGCGUGGCGGCGGCGGCGGACGCGGUGGCGGGGCGCGCGGCGGCGGUGGCGGCCGGCGCUACUACAGCACAUCUGCCAGCGCACCCCCCCCUUCGGAGGGAUAUGUGCUCCGUCUUCUGGGGACGCCAACCUGCCAGUUGUGUGACCUAUCGGCCGAGGCGCUGGUCGCUGCGGCGCACCGGGUUUUCCCUCGUCCGGCUGACGCGCCGCCGGCUCGCUUCGGCUGGGAGUACCGGUGGCCGGAGCACGCCCCGGUGCAUCUGGAGCGGGUGGACCUGACGGCGGAGCACUUCCGCGGGACUCCCCUCCAGCGGCGGCUCAUCCUCCAUGUGCCGGUGUUGCUUUUGGCCGACGCCAAGGCCGACUCGGAUGCCUGGACGCCGGCCUGUCGGCUGUUCCCGGACGCCCUGGCUCACGAUCUCGGCCUAGAGGUGUCCCGCCAUCGGGUAUCCGAGGAAGUGGCGCGCACGCUUCUUGAGACCUUGGCUGCUGGGGGCUCCAGCGACCCGGAUGCCGAGGUGGACUAGCUGCAGGGCUGUCGAUUUGUGGCGUGCCGUUAGCUGGUAGGCCAGAGCGGAGAAGGGGUGGGACCCCCCCCCCGCCCUGUGCCAACAUCCAGGCCUCUCCCCCCCCCCCCCCCCC
Molecule: messenger RNA, 2834 nt
Organism: Fonticula alba
Lineage: Eukaryota; Rotosphaerida; Fonticulaceae
Exons: 3
Coding region: 74-2719 (881 amino acids)
Biological process (GO): translational termination
Cellular component (GO): mitochondrion
Molecular function (GO): translation release factor activity
Source: RefSeq, a predicted model, not a curated record